CGGAUUGCCCAACAGAAUAUAGUGUAACUAAAUGUACUCCUUGCCAAGUCACUCUUUAUCAACUCGCUAACUACUCGAUCCCUGGCGAUCACGCCUCAACGUUGACUUGCGAUCAUUAUAAUCGAUUUGUAGACUUUGUUAUUGCUGACAAUGUAACAACGCCUAUAAAGACGAAUGGGGAUUAUAUGGCAGCUGUUAGAAAAUUUUGUAACUUGAAUAAUCCUUGUCCACAGAAUGUCUCGAUUAAUGGAUAUCAACAGAUUCAAAUAAGUUGUGCCAAAGAGAUCACAAGCGAUGCUUAUCUUAAAGAGGAAUUUGAGAUUUACUAUUAUGCUGUUCCUCAUUAUCAAAAUCUUUGUUUACCGAGCACAAAAUCUGGAUUUUAUGCGUGGUUUAAUAUUCAUCUCGACGAAUUAGACUACAUCGAGAAUAAAUAUGGUCCUGCAUAUCCUAAAAUAUUCUAUAAUCUUUUUCCACCUUCGACAAACAUCACUUUCGUAUUUGAAAAUAAAACUAGUGAUCGCAAAAAAACUGAUAUUCCGAAGGAUAUUUUGUGUAGUUCAGAUUAUUUAGAAUUAGCACUUCUUUAUGGUGAAUAUGUUGCUGCUCAUAAAUUAACUGGUGGAUUCAAAUUCAUAACGGAUCCUAUUGUUGAUUUGCUUAGUAACGUAACCGCAAGGUGUGAUGAUGAUACUCAAACAACUCAAAGUAAUCAACCUACCAAAACUGAAACUGGUGUAGCUGUAACUGUAUCGAUAUCAUAUAUCUCUGGCGACGGAGCAUACUAUCUAGCAAAAAAAGAAUCAAUUCACAGAGACUACGUAGAAAGAACUAGGCCCACCGAAAAUGGUGUUAUUUGUGUAAUGUAUAUACCGAUAUCGUCGACUAAAAAAUCAACAGCUGACAUCGAGUGGACUUUACUCCAUGAUUAUCAUUACCAUGUUUUGAAUUUCUCUUGGUUUUUUCCCGAAAAGUCGACACAUCUUUAUGAAAAAGAAGCGAUGUCAACUCUACUUAACGUUAAAAAUCUUAUAAUACAGAAACUCCAAUCCUAUUCUUUAUCUUCACUUGCAUUAUUAUUAUACCACAAUCAUCGUCUAUUUCCCAAAUCAUCAUUGUCUUCAAUAGCAACGAGCUCUGCCCCAAUAGCAAUAUCCAAAAAUCAAUCAUCAUUACAAAACCCUUUGAUAAAAAACCCUCUAGUAUCAAAGAAUAAUCAAACCACAUCACGUGUCCCUGCUGUAUCUUUACCGAGUAUCUCGGAAAAUGUUGAUAAAAGCAUGGAUGGCAUAACAACUCUGUUGAUGGAAGGCGUGAAAACCGUAUUGAAAAAAUACCCGCAUUGCGUUGUGUUGACACAAGUUGGAAUUUUCUGGGAGAUUUAUUUUCAGCAAGCAUUAAAACUUGCACCAUUGUUAGAUAUUAAGAUAGGUAGAAGAAAAGUAAAAAAAGGGAGAGUACCAAUUGUUGGAUUUCCUGUUCAUGCAUUGGAUAAAUAUCUUCAAAUACUAUUGGAUGAAGGUCACCUAGUAGUUCUCUGCGCUGAAACACCAAACAAAAAUGCAGAAUGCGGUGAUUUAAAAUAUGUAAGAAAUGUCACUCGCAUAAUUACCCCCGGAACACUAAUCAGUGAGAGUUUUCUUGAUCACAACAAAAAUAAUUUCCUACUUGCAAUCGCUUUGGACGAGUCAUUGCAAGACACUGGACUCUCAUGGAUUGAUGUUUCUACCGGGGAAUUCUUUAUGCAAAAAUCUGUGCUCGCUGCAUUGUCUAGUGAUAUUGCUCGUAUUCGCCCAAGUGAAGUCUUGCUGAGUGACGUAUAUAGUCUGUAUCCGGAGCAUCAAAUAUGGAGUCAUAUUGAUCGAGUGGAAUAUUCGAUUUCUUUUGAGUUGAGGAGUACUUUUGACGCAAAGGCCACCUCGUGGGAGGCUGACUUGAAAUCUGAGGGUAUUGAGUUACGUGAAGUGUUUUCGCCGAUUGAGAUGAAAGCUAGUGCUGGAUUGUUCAAGUAUAUCGAGAAAAAUUUGGUUGGGCGUAAAAUUAGAGUGGAGCAUCCGAUUAGAGUUAAUCCGGAGGAUACAAUGAUUAUAGAUGCUACUGCUUUGUCUUCUUUGGAGAUUACUGCUUCAAUGCGCGAUAAUUGUAGAAAAGGAAGCUUAUUACACGCUAUUCAACGAACUAAAACUGCCUCUGGAUCUCGCGUUUUAAAUCGUUGGCUAAGAUUACCUUCAACAUCAUUAGAUGUAAUCACAAUUCGCCAAGACUUGGUUGAAUAUUUCUACAAUAACACACACUUAACCAGUGAUAUACGCGUUUUCUUGGAAGAUUGCAGUGACGCACAAAGAACGACUCAACGAUUAUCACUAGACUAUGGGGGAAUUGAAGAUUACAUAAAGUUAAAACGUACCAUCAAAUCAAUAAACGAAAUUGAAAAACGUAUACGAGAGGAAUUACCAACGACUCCGAAUAAUUCUGUGGAAAAUUUUAUCGAUCGAUUACAGUCACAAGAUGAUUUGAUGAAUACAAUUGAUAGUGCAUUAAAUGAAGAAGCGUUGAUUAAGAUGCAGGAAGCUAAUAUUGAACUAAAUGUUCAGUCGAAUCCUAAUGUUAUUAACGACGAUAAAAAUAAAGAGUCACCACGUUAUGGUAGGAGGAAAACAAAUCAGAAUAAAUCAUUUCCACAAGCGCCAUCACCACCACAAGACUCGUUUUUCGACGAUAAAAGUACUGAUAAUUGGUAUAUAAAGAAAGAUUAUUCGGCAGCAUUAAAAAGAUUGCAUUUGAAAUUAGAUAAUUGGUAUCUCGAGAAAAAUUUGCUUAUAGAGCAAUUGAAAAAAGAACUGGAUGUAAAAAAAAUUAUCUUAUCACAUACCCCUCAUGGAUUUGUUGCGACUAUCAAUCGCAAAGAGGAAGAUCGGUUUCAAAAAGCUUCGUCCCUUUUACCCUUUUCAUUAACAGAAUUGAAACCUACUUUUGUGAAAAGAGAUCAAAGACAUGCGAUAUAUUUUAUUCCGCAAUGGAAUCAAUUGGGUGGAAAAAUUGAGAAUCAUAAAAUUGAAAUACGUAAAUUUGAGAAUAAAAUCUUUGCAGAUUUACGAAGUAAGGUGAUACAAAACUGGAAUCUUACCGUUCAAAAUUCAUGUAUAAUUGAUGAAUUGGACGUGACUUCGUCACUGGCCAUAUUAGCGAAGGAAAUGAAUUUUGUACGACCUGCGAUUAAUAACGGAACAACUCUUAAAAUUAUCGGUGGUCGCCAUCCAAUCGUCGAAACAUCUCUUAAAGAAAAGAACAUCUUUUAUUCAAAAAAUGAUUGCCAUAUCGGUGGCGAUGAUAAAGAACGGGUGUGGUUGAUUACUGGCCCGAACAUGGGUGGCAAAAGCACUUUUCUGCGACAAAAUGCUGUGAUUUCAGUACUAGCUCAGAUCGGUUCUUUUGUCCCUGCUGAUUAUGCUGAAAUUGGAAUCGUUGACCAGAUCUUUAGCAGAGUUGGAGCUUCCGAUAGUUUAUUCCAGAAUCAAUCAACCUUCAUGGUAGAAAUGAUUGAAACAGCUCAUGUAAUAAUGGAUGAAGUAGGCCGAGGAACCACAACAUUGGACGGGAUCGCAAUAUCUUUUGCCUCGUUAUAUCACCUACAUUAUCACAACCGCUGUCGAACAUUAUUCGCCACACAUUUUCACGAGUUGUCGGAAAUGAUACGGGAUUUCGAGAACGCUGCUUGUUAUUGUACUGGUGUUGAUGGUAGUUUUCAUUAUAUACAUCAAUUGAAAGAAGGAGUUAACAAAAACUCGUGUGCUUUGAAGGUUGCACAAUUAGCAGGAAUGCCAUCGUCAGUAUUAAAAGUGGCAGAACAUACACGGAAAUACCUUGGACAACUAUACAAACCAGCAAGCAUCAAAAUGAAUUUUUUGAAAGAACGCGAAAUUAAUAAUAAAAAUGACAAGAUAGAUGGUGACAAAAAACAUCCGGAAGAAGAGUCUACUUUCAAACCUUGGUUGAAAUUUGUAUAUGAGAAAAUACUGGUCUCUGUGUUUUCAUUUUAUGAAUUAGACCAUGGACCCACUCCACUUCAAAAGACCAGUCCGGACCAAGUUUCAUCGGACUACAGCAUCCCUAAAUUCAAAGCUAAAUUG
Ambispora gerdemannii is the source of this 4130-nucleotide messenger RNA. NCBI's taxonomy places the organism in Eukaryota, Fungi, Glomeromycota, Glomeromycetes, Archaeosporales, Ambisporaceae. The record is from the annotation of a GenBank genome assembly.